Molecule: messenger RNA, 2106 nt
Organism: Meleagris gallopavo (turkey)
Lineage: Eukaryota; Metazoa; Chordata; Aves; Galliformes; Phasianidae
Gene: IL22RA1
Product: interleukin 22 receptor subunit alpha 1
Biological process (GO): cytokine-mediated signaling pathway
Cellular component (GO): plasma membrane
Molecular function (GO): protein binding; cytokine receptor activity
Source: RefSeq, a predicted model, not a curated record
GUCCCUUAAAUGCUCUCUUAUGUGCUCACACAUGCGUGCAGAUCUUUUGCUGGUGAUCUCAGACGAACACGCAGGCGGGACAGCAGUUCUGCAACCAGUUACUGAGCAACAAAUCCAACCUGGCCUCACAAACAAGAAUUUAGCUGCUGUAAAAGGUGAUUCACCAGCACACUGGAUCGACUGCCUGCUCUCCCAGCCCGCCUUGCACUGCUAUUCAUGAAGAAACUUCUGGUCGUCUUGGCUGUGUGUUCAGUGGUCGGCAUUGCGACUACAGAGAGGUUGUCAUGUCUGAAACGUGCGGCAUUUUCUUCUACAAACUUUGAGAACAUCCUAACUUGGGAAACUGAAGCAGAUAUCCCUCCUGACACUGUAUUUGAUGUCCAGUAUAAACAGUAUGGAGAGAAAGCCUGGCUUAACAAGCGGGAGUGCCAGAGCAUCACACAGCUCUUCUGCAAUCUCACUCGUGAAACAGAGAACUUCACAGAGCAUUACUACGCCAGGGUGAGGGCUGCUGGCCACCGCUGCUCCUCCAACUGGGUGCGCUCAGAGAGAUUUGAACCCAGAAAAGAGACUAUUAUUGGAGCACCAGAAGUGGAGUGUAUUCCUCAUGUACGGUCCAUAAAGUUUCUUAUACACACCCCUCAUACGCCACUGAGAGGUGAGGGUGGCCACCAGCUAACCAUAGAGGACAUUUACAGCAAAUUUGGUGCUGUUGAUUAUCACUUAACAAUAUUCAACCAAAGGACACGUCAAAAGUGGAUAAAGAAUGAGCAUAACAAAGAAUUUGAAGUUUCCAAUCUGGACCCAGACACAGAGUAUAAUGGAACAGUGCAUCUAUAUCUCCUUGAGAGAAGCAGCAAAUCUCAAGUAUUUUGGGUUAAAACACUACCAGAUAACACAUGGCUCUCCUACUGUUUCGUGGCCCUUGGAUUCUGUGCUGGGCUGGUGUUUGCUGCUAUUGGUUAUGUGAUCUACAAGUAUGUCAAACAACACAGCGCACAGCCCAUGUCUUUGGACUUCAGAGGGAUCUCUUCAUUCCAGCCUCUAACUCUGACAGUGGAACACAUUAUAAAGCCUAUAAAUUUAUCCAAACCUUCAGUUCUCAUCCCCGAAGCGCAGUUCCCACAGGUAGGCCGAUGUUUGGACAAAGCACUGGAGCCACCGCAGCCAUUCCAUCCAUCAUUGUGUACCUACCAGCAGCAAGCCAACCUAUCGGUGUUCCAGGGCGGCCACCUGCUGUGCCCAGUGAGCACAGCUCCUACUGGAUAUGCUCCUCAAACCUCUGAGCAAAGCACUGCCAACCUCCCCAUGACCUAUGGUGUGUGUGUCGAUGGCACAGACCAUAGCAAGAAGAAUAACUUCCGUCUGAACCAGUUGCUAAAGGAAGUUCUGUCAGAUAGCUCUGCUGGUGGGAAGCUUGUCAGUCAUACGCUGGGGGAAAGCUGCAGCCAUUGGAAUUACAAAGAGCAGCAGCCAAAUGUGGCACUGUGGGAGAGCAGGGCCAUGAGAGACUCAGCUCUUGUACAUGAAAGCCCUCAGCAAAUACAGCAACUGCUGUUGCAGACUGAUGGGGUUGAAAGUGAAGAGCAUCUGCCACAGUUGCUGCUGCCUUCAGUGGAGCAAGGAGGAUGCUAUAGACAACAGACAGCAGAACUGCCACUGUUACUGUCUUCAGUGACAGUUAACGCAGACUGUGUUCCAGAGGAUGAAUCUCUGUCACGGCCAUCAGCAGCCCACCUCCUCUCAGUCAGCUUCCCUGGAGAGAGAACAGAGUGGUGGGUGUCACCAGAUUCGGUGUCACAUUCUGAAAAUAAAAUGCAGUUUCAGGAAAUUUGGGAAGCAGAGAAGCUGCCAGCAGCACAGGAGUUAAACUGCAUGAAAUUGGACCAUGUCGUGUCCCAGGACACUAUCUCGGAGUACAGCAGUGGCAUUUCUCUCACUACACUGUUCAAAGACCUGAACUUAAAAGUACUGUGGGAUCAAGCAGAUGAAAACACAGAAUUUUAUUAAGGAGAGUUAAUGUUGUUAAAAUCCAUGUUCUGUUUGUUUGUAUGAAAUAGAAGUGUCCUGCAAACAGCACAUGCAAAUAAAUGUAGAUAGUCUUGU